GCCUUGCAAAUUUCAAUAAUCGUAACAUAGAUCAUUUUUUUGCCUUUUCUUUAUAAUAACUAGUAUAUAAUAAGUGAGGUAUGGCGAAUGGCAUUUGCGUAAAUAACACCAAAAGUGAGGCAAGUUUCUAAUUAAACUGUGAUUCCACGUGUUAAUUUUGGACAAAUCCACCGGAACUUGGCUCUUCUUUGUGAAUUUUAUAAGCGAAUUUUAGUUUGUUUCUCACUCGCGCUCUCUCUGUCUCUCCUUCUUCCUCCGCGUUUCUCUGCCGGCACUACUUCUCUCACCGGUUGUCCACUCUAUUUUUCCAACAACAACUUCUUCUUUCUCUCUAUUUCAAGCAAUCUUCAAGAAUAUAUGAGGAUAAUAGGUUGAAAUUAAGAUAUUGAACAAGGUGAUCAGUUGAUAUGCGUCUAUUCAACUGAUAAUAGGGUAAGUUUUCUUCAAGUACAAUUCUACUGAAUUUACAUUUUUGUUGUUGCAAUGCUAUUCUUGCUUGGUAUCUGUUACUGGCAGUUGGAGGCUGUAAUUGACUAGAGAUAAGCUGCUAAUAACGUGCCACUUAAAAAGAGAAAACAUUGGCACUUAAAACAUUGAAAGAGAAAGGUAUGUACCCUGUUGUCAACACAAUCUUAGACGAAGCUGAUGUGGCAAUUGAGAAUAAAUUGGGUAAUGAAGUGAUGAAGGGCAAUCUGGAUAGAGGCAAACUCAAGAAACAACCACCUGCAAAGCUAAUGGAUUAUGUAGUAAGUGCUAAAUGAAAGUGUGUGGGCCAGGAGUUAGUUAUAUAUAGCAGACGUAGGCAUUGUAGUGAUUUAGGCAAAAGUUGUUAUGAAAAUAUCCCCUUCUCAUCCCAUUCCUCUGUCUCUGAUCUCAUCCCCUUCUUCUGCUUCUCAUCUCCAACUUUUUCUUAUUGUCAUUUUUAGAUGUAAUUUCCAGUUGGUAUUUUCAAUAUAAUCAAAGUUGUUGUUGUUACUUGCUAGUUUAGUAGCCCUUGCUACAUUGGUGCUUUCAUUCCGUUUAUGUCCGAUAACAAACUAAAAGCUUCGAUUGGUUCUACGCUGGAAUUGGUUGAAAUUCAUUCCAUCAUGGAUUCUCAUUAGUCCAUGCUUAAGGAUCUGGCUGCUCAACUCGCAGCGUUGAACACUCGCUUUCCCCCUCUCGAUGAUUCUCGUUCCCAUGCUGUCGACGAUACCGUGCCGUUCACUGGUUCGUCGUCCUCCACGGCUCAAUGUCAUAAGCCUGCAUGUGUAGAGUUUGGUCGAUUCUUUGGUGAGGAUCCGAAUGAUUGGCUUUUCCAGGCAGAACGUUAUUUUGAUUUCUAUGGUAUUGUGGAAGAGGAACGUGUGUCUAUUGCUUCCUUUUACUUGGACGGUAAGGCUCGAGCCUGGUAUCGCUGGUUGUUUCGCAAUAAAAAACUAAGUGAUUGGCCAAGGAUCCUAAAACUUUAAAUAAAGCUAUUCGGGUGGCCCAAUUACAGUAGAGGCGUAUUAAUUUUGAAAAAGGCCCGGUUCAAACAGCCUUUACUCGGAGCCCAAUCCAACUAGACUUGGCCCGUACAUUGCCCUUGUUUCCCACCCCAUUUGCUCCGACUUACUCUACAAUCCCUAACCCUCGUCCAACACCCAUGGCUCUUCCAGCCUUGGAAUCACAAACGUUGCCUGGCCGUCUACCCCUCAAACGUCUACCCCUCAAACGUCUCACUCCUACCGAAAUUCAAGGUCGUCGGGAGAAAGGACUCUGUUAUUAUUGUGAUGAGAAGUACUCUGCUUCUCAUAAGUGUAAAAAUCUUCCCCAACUCCUUUUGUUAACUGAAGAGCAUGACACUACCAUUCAGUUACCGGAGUUGCAACUUUCUGACGAAGCUCUAGCAGAAGAACUUCAAUGCCUUGAGGUGCAAGAGCACUCUUCUAUUUCCUUCCAUGCUCUGAAUACUCUUUGGUUUGUCGGCCAUGUGAAAGGUUCUCCAAUUCAGGUCCUCGUCGAUGGCGGUAGUACAGACAAUUUCAUUCAAACUAGGAUCGCGACUUUCCUUCAAUUGACCAUUGAACCGAUUCCGAGUUUUUAUGUCAUGGUGGGUAGUGGACAGCGCUUACGCUAUGAUGCGAUUGUUCGGCAAAUCCCCCUCACUAUCCAAGGCUGUGAGCUCGUUUUGGAUUUCUAUGUGUUGGCCCUACAUGAUGCUGAUUUUGUUCUGCGGGUGUCAUGGUUGGCCACAUUGGGCCCGGUUCUCACUGAUUAUGCCAUGCACGUCCUUGAGUUCUCUCACAAUGGCAGCACUAUGAGAUGUCAAGAUAAACCACCAACUAUGCUCCAACCGGUGCAAUUGCACAGUUUGCACCAUUUAGCUUCAACAAAUACUAUCUCUUCAUAUUUUCGGUUGGAACUAGUUCAAGAAGAACAAGUGGUUUCUGAGUCUGUGCUUACGGAGUUUCCACCUACCGAUCUUCAGGACUUACUCACUUCUUUUGUUGAUAUUUUUCAGAAACCCCAAGGCCUUCCCAGUGAGUCCUCAAGAUCAUGUGAUCCAUUUGCAACCUGGUUCCGGUCCCGUGAAUGUAAAACCGUAUCUCUAUCUAUACUUUCAGAAAUAAGUUAUGGAACAAUUGGUUUCAUGAAUGCUUAAAGAAAGGGUCAUUCGACAUAGUACGAGUCCUUUUUCGUCGCCAGUAAUGCUAGUUCGAAAGAGGAUGGUACCUGGCAUUUUUGUGUGGAUUAUCGUGUUGUCAAUGCUAUCACUGUGCGCUACCAUUUCCCUAUUCUUACAAUCGACGAACUAUUUGAUGAAUUAUAUGGAGCUCAGUUCUUCUCCAAACUGGAUUUGUUAUCAGGGUAUCAUCAAAUUUGGGUACGAGUCGAGGACAUUGAAAAGACGGCAUUUAGAACCCACGACGGUCACUUUGAAUUUUUGGUUAUGCCAUUCGGUUUAUCUAAUGCGCCAUUCACUUUUCAAGCUGCCAUGAAUUCUGUUGUUCGUCCCUACUUGCGCCGUUUUGUGUUGGUCUUCUUUGACGAUAUUCUCGUCUACAGUCCAACUUGGGCUAGUCAUCUGGAACAUCUUAGUUUAGUGUUGAAACUGUUACGCCAACACAGUUUAGUGGCGAAGCAGAGCAAGUGUUUGUUUGGGCAGACAAUUGUUGAUUACCUUGGACAUGUACUAUCUGUUCAAGGAUUGGUUGUGGAUCCUAGCAAAAUUGCCAUUAUACAGCAAUGGCCAGCCCUACGAAAUAUCAAGGAGGUACAGAGUUUUUGGGGCUCACUGAGUAUUACAUGCGUUUUAUCCAUCAUUACGCUUCUAUUGCUGCUCUUUUAGUUAGCAUACUAUGUCAUGAUGCUUUUCUCUGGACUGAGCGCGUACAAAAGGCCUUUGAAACCUUGAAACCAUGCUUGAGCUCUACCACUGUCCUCGCUUUGCCUGAUUUUAGUCAUGAGUUUCAAGAGGAAACAGAUGCAUCAGGAGUUGGGAUUGGUGCGAUACUGUCUCAAAAGGGGCAUCCUGUGGCAUUCUUCAGUCAAAAAUAAAGCCCAGAAUGUAAGGAGCGUCCACUUAUCACCCUGAAAUGUUUGUCAUUACACAAGAUGUUAGUAAAUGGCAUCAAUACCUGCUUGGCAGAAGAUUCACAAUACUUACAGACCAACAAGAUCUCCGUAACCUUACCACGCAAAUCAUAUAAACCCCGGAACAACAGAAGUGGCUUUGUAAGUUAGUCGGGUAUGAUUUUCGCAUUCUAUAUCACCCCCGGGAAACAGAAUUUAGCAGUUGACGCUCUCUCACGAGCCCCUGAUGCUAGUUAUUUGGCCAUUACUAUGCAAAUACCUGCCCUUGUUGAAGAAUUGAACUCAACAAGAACCAUCUGGAGUUGCUCGACAUUCAGACAUCUAUUAUGCAACAACUAGACUCUGUCAUUGACUUCACCUUUAGAGAAGGUCUUUUAUUUUAUAAAGGACGCUUGGUAAUUCCUACUGAUUUCCCUCUUAGACAACAACUUUUAUCGGAAUUCCAUGCUACUUCCAUUGGGGGGACAUGCUGGUAUAGCCCGUACAUUGCACCGUGUGGCCUCAAAUGUUUAUUGGAAAAAUAUGAGGAAGGAUGUGCAUUUGUUUGUCUCAACUUGUUCACUAUGUCAACAGAUGAAGGAUAUCCACCAUCAUCCAGCGUGAUUAUUGCACCCUUUGCCUACGCCCGAUUUGGUAUUUGAAGGCAUAGCAAUGGAUUUCAUCACCUGCCUUCCAGCUUCAAGGGGCAAAGUAACUAUUAUGACAGUAGUGGAUCUAUUGACUAAAUUAGGCCACUUUAUUGCAUUACCCUCAACAUAAUCUACUCGGACUAUGGCUGAGGCGUUCGUUGUCGGAGUCAUCAUGUUACAUGGGCCUCCGAGAUCAAUAGUAACUGAUCGAGACCCAAGAUUUAUCCAUUCCCUUUUGCAGGAACUAAACAGGAUGCAGGGCACCACGUUAGCGAUGAACACCGCGUACCAUCCUCAAAUCGAUGGUCAAUCUGAAGCGCUCAACAAAUGUGUAGAGCAAUAUCUUCGUUGUUUUGUGGCACUCUGAUUGGGUGGCUAUGUUACCAUGGGCAGAAUAUUGGUACAACACAGCUCUACAAACUUUAGCAGGAAUGACCCCUUUCUAGGCUCUUUAUGGUCGAGAGACACCUACUAUUGCUCGAUAUAUAUUGGGCAGCAGCAGUAGUGAACUCGUGGAGUGUAGGAUUGUGUAGAGGUGUUCAUAACACGCAUCGGAAGACAAUAACAAUCCUAGGGAGAACUUUUCGUGUUUAAAAUUUAUUUAUAUGUCAAAUAUCGGAUCUAAGACGUACCUGGUGAAUAGAGUCCCGUUUUAAAUUAUUUCGAUAGUGCGAAGACUCUAUGCGUAUCUACACCGAGACUGAUCCUUGCUAUC
Messenger RNA from Nicotiana tabacum (common tobacco), 4902 nucleotides. RefSeq lists its product as uncharacterized. The record is from RefSeq and is a predicted model, not a curated record. NCBI's taxonomy places the organism in Eukaryota, Viridiplantae, Streptophyta, Magnoliopsida, Solanales, Solanaceae.